AUGAUACCGCAUCGAAGCACGGCUCUAUUUUCCCUCGUCGUCUUUGUGGCGCUCCUGCUCUUUGUUUACUCGCCCUCCGCUAUUCCUGACCCUGAAGAAGAGGACGCCUCGGAACCAACGAAGAAUGGAGCCCUGCCCAACCUGCCGUCAUUAAACAACUUCCAUUUGCCUUCGCUGCGCGCUCCCGCCCAUGAACCACCUCCAGAGCAAAAGGACAGCACGAGUGGCGAGUCGAAAUGGUUCAGCAAUUGGGAAUGGUUGAACCCAUUCUCAUCCGCUGUCACGUUGGAUGAAAAGCGCGCCGUUCUCCCCCCGCUUCGAGAACGACGACCGAUCUACACCUACUACAAUCCGAAAUUCAACCCCAAGAAACACAAGGGCAAUGAUUUGAAGCUCGGUCAAGAUGCAGACCAGCAGUUGCUGCUCGCUUGGCGACGGGCAUGGUUUGCGCAGGGAUUCCGGCCUGUGGUUCUCACUCCGGGCGAUGCCAUGAAGAACCCUCACUUCGAGACGGUUCAGAAAAUUAGGCUCAGUUCUGACAUGGAAAAUGAGGUGAUGCGUUGGCUAGCGUGGGGACACAUGGGGACGGGGAUUCUCGCCGACUUCCAUUGCUUUCCCAUGGCACGAUACGACGACGAUCAACUGAUCUCGCUUCGUCGCGGUACUACAUCAGAACUCAUCACACGAGUUGAGAACUUCAAGGGCGCCUUUUAUGCUGCGGAGAAGGCGCAGAUCGACGAGGCGCUCAAUGCUGCCGUCCCGAAACUCAACGAGAAGUUCACCGUUUUAGCAGACCUAAUAUCACCGGAGCUGUUCCAGGCCCAGAAAUUUCCUGCCCUGGCGCUCUAUCGAACGUCAUCCCUUACGACUCACUACCCGAUCGUCGCAGAGAAAAUCAACAAAAGCCCCAGCACAGGCCGACUAGCUUUGGUUCAAUUGAUCAAUGCGCAUCUCCACAAUACUUUCCAGAAUGCCUUCCCCGCGGGGUUGGCGGUGCUGAAGCCCUUGCCCCAGCACACCACGGCCCUGGUCGAGCCGGCCUUGCGACUGGCCAAGGCUCUCAUCCAAUGUCCCGAGUCACCCAUGCCUAAUUCUUGUCCCCCCAACCUCCCCGACUGUCGCGCUUGCGGCGCUAGCAAGCAAACCAUGCGUAUCAGUCAACCCGACAACUACAAAAACACCACCUUCCUCUUUACGAUUGGCACCAUCCCUCAUCCGUACACUCUCGUCAGUCUGCAGAUGAACACGGAACAGAUUACGACGCGACAGAUCCGCCGCGACACCGCGCGUGAUCCGUUCCUCACUGGCAUAACCAAGGACCACCUCGGACCCGAUCUGGGUAGUUCCAGCCGAGGAGUCGUGUUCAAGCAAAUGGUCGCCUCCGACGAGGCUGUUGGCUCAUCUUUGUGGAUGACUGUCGAAUCGCUUCCUUCCGAGGCAGGCCAAAGUCUCCCUUCGGAACUCCUGGAUGAAUUCGAAUGGCAGUUUGGAUUCAAGAUCCCCCGCGGCGGCAAGAUUGACCCGAAGACAGAGAAUGACAAGGAAAGCGUGCAACACAGGAACCCGAGCCAGCAGGGGGUUCGACAGGAGUACGACCUGAUCACCAAGGCCCGGGAAAUCAUUCGGAGCAAGGGCACCAACCGCAUCAAUGUCAAAGAUGUUACGGAGGCCUGGAAUCUGGCAGAUACUGAGGCAUGGCGAUUUGUGAAGGCUUACCGGGCCCGAAGUGUGGUCGAACGUAGAAAGUGGGAGGAAGCCGAGAGGACUUUUGCGGGAUCUCGACAUUGA
Messenger RNA from Penicillium alfredii, 1788 nucleotides. RefSeq lists its product as uncharacterized. The coding region runs from base 1 to 1788 and encodes 595 amino acids. Lineage: Eukaryota; Fungi; Ascomycota; Eurotiomycetes; Eurotiales; Aspergillaceae. The record is from RefSeq and is a predicted model, not a curated record. The transcript has 2 exons.